Amorphotheca resinae ATCC 22711 is the source of this 477-nucleotide messenger RNA. RefSeq lists its product as hypothetical. The transcript is spliced from 2 exons. Lineage: Eukaryota; Fungi; Ascomycota; Leotiomycetes; Helotiales; Amorphothecaceae. The record is from RefSeq and is a predicted model, not a curated record. The coding region runs from base 1 to 477 and encodes 158 amino acids.
AUGGCUACUAUGGGCUUCCCACCUCGCCAGUGUCUGACUUGCGCGUCCAGCGGCGAUGCCUGUGACGGUGGACUCCCUAUUUUUCCCUGGCAGAAGAGUUCUUUCACGGCUUCACCACAGAACCUCGGUGUGCAAGUUCAGACCCCUCUUACGAGCGGUAUGGCUGUUUUCACAGAAAACUAUCUCAAAUCCGAACAUGGCGCUUUGAUCAGAGGCAUCACAAGUGUCUACGGAACUCUCAAAUCAAUGCAGCGCUUUGAUGACAUGGAGCUCAAGUCACCUCCUCAGGCGAACUUCCUUAUGGGGAAACUCACCUCUAUAGGAUUGGAGACCUCUCUUUGCAUGCUUCAACUGAAUCUAGAUUAUGACGGUCACUAUGUAGAUUUUCUUAUGUACCCUUCGACUGCACGAUUAGCCAAUAGCGUCAUAAAUUUAAGGGCUCGACGAGGGAUUCCAAACCGAACCAAAUCUGAAUGA